UAUAUAUUGUGAGUUGAAGGUUAUGUUAUCUUGAAAUUUUUAUAUUAAUAUUGUCUUUUAUGUUAUACUGGCUUACAAUAAGUUAAUAAUUGGACCCCCAUGUCGCAAGAGGUGGCACGCGUGAAGGAGGAGUCCGAUACGAUGGCAGAUGCAGUUCCAUCAUGUGGAGUGGAGGAGCUCCACAGCAAAGACUUCAGUGAGCCAGCCGUGUUCUUGGAUGUGCAGAAUGGGCUCCUGAAACCACAGUAUGUGGACAUGCCCUUGUGUUUGGAAGUCGACACAAACAGUCAGUAUGUUGAAAAUAUCAAGAACGAGCUUCUACUGGAGCCGGAAUGUAUUCAAUAUGUUAACACAGGCUUAACCAGGCCACCUAGGGAGUUUAAUCCCAUUUUGACCGACUGCUGGGUCCGAAUAGAACGCUGCGCGGCCGCAGAAAAAGCGCUCAAGAAACAUUUGGCACAGUUAUAUGUCAAAGAAAAUAGAAAGCACACACGAAUGAGAGACGACGAAGACUUUUUAUGCGCAAAGUGUAAACGGAACGAAAAUUUCGAGUUCUGUCUACCGUGUAAUACGAGCAUGCGAGCUCUGAUCCAGUUAAGGAAAUUGCGUGGAAAACAACGUAAAAGAACAUUUACUUGCAGAAUAUGUGGCGAAAAAUUCCAAGAAAUUAACCAAUUGCAUCAGCAUAAAUUUCUUAUUCACGGAAAUAAUGAAAUUCUUCAGAAGAUGAAGAAUCCAACAGAGUUCUACAGCGCGUACUUGUCUAGUUUAUAUUCGGACAAGAUCAUUUGUGGAAGCACCUCCAACUGGCUAAACACUACUAAGAUAAAUACGGAAUACGAGACCGACACCAAAAAAGUACAUAUCGAGACCAAAAAAGUACAGACCAAGACCAAAAAAGUACAGACCAAGACCAAAAAAGUACAGCGGGCUAAAAUUGGUGCCCCCGUAGUUAACCCAGGAAAUAUGAUACCUAUAUCAAACCACAAACGUGAGAAACAAUCUUAUUGCUGCAAAAUAUGUAAUAAACCUGGCAAACAACUAUGUGGUGAUUGUGAGACAGAAAAGGCCUUGAAUCAAUUAAGUAAUUUGUAUGUGUCUAAGGUUAGACUAGGAAACAAUGAGUUUGUAGACAGGACACUAUUAGGAAUCGAGCGACCACCACGUUCGCGCAAAGGGAACCGUCAAAUGAGCCGCAAAAAAAAACAAAUGCUUACAACACGCGAAUGCUUCGUUCGGCUGGAGCGCUGCGAGGCCGCGGAGAAAGCCUUACGACUCAAAAUUGGCGUCAAAUCUGAAAUCGUUGCUGAAAAUACAAAAACGAUGCUAUUCAAUUUGACAUCUGACAAGAGUGUAAAACAAAUACACUUAAUGCCAAAUUCUGUAAUACAUGUGAAAGUGAAUACGCACAAAAGUUAUUAAUUUCUAUGCUUGUAAGACCAAAAUAAAAACCGGUCAAGUGCGAGUUCGUUUUACUCGCGUGUUGGAUUUGCCAUUAUGAAAUCGCAUUGUAACAUUUUAAGGUACAUUUUAUUCAAACAUUUAAAAUACGGCAUAAUGUCGGUAGGCGAAGAAACGAGUAGAUCAUGCCAUUUACCUGAACCAGGUAUAAAAGGAUGAUGCUCGCUGGCGAGCGGUCACUUGUUGUGCUACCAGCGCCACGGACAGAGAUAAGUACCUUAAUCUGAUUAUUUAUUUUGUACUGUAUAUUUAGAUACAUUUAUUAAUGAAAAUGUGGCUUAGUGUUAGAAGUAUAAUAUUAUGAUUAUUGUUGUUUAUUAAAUACUUUUACUGCUAUUAAAGUAUGAUUUUUAAAUUAUA
Messenger RNA from Cydia pomonella (codling moth), 1821 nucleotides. RefSeq lists its product as uncharacterized. The transcript is spliced from 6 exons. The record is from RefSeq and is a predicted model, not a curated record. NCBI's taxonomy places the organism in Eukaryota, Metazoa, Arthropoda, Insecta, Lepidoptera, Tortricidae. The coding region runs from base 100 to 1422 and encodes 440 amino acids.